AUGUUCUCCCUCUCAACUGAAUUUGGACUAAAAUUUCUGAAAAAUUUCUUUUAUUCCUUCCUUUCUUUCUUUUAUUCCUUCCUUUCCUUCUUUUAUUCCUUCCUUUCCUUCCUUUCUUUCUUUUAUUCCUUCCUUUCCUCCCCCCUUUUCCUUUCCCCUCUUUACCCCCCCCUCUUCUACCCCCCCCCCCUCUUUUCCUUAAUCAAAUGGAUAUUUGGAAUUGCUCUGAGAGGAAAAUCCAAAAUUGAGUCCAUUGACAGCCUCUUCAACAAGGAGGAGAUGGGCCAGGCCUACUCCCACCAUGAUCUACCCACAGCUCACUAUACUCCAACCGAUGGGGUAAGCUUCAUCCUUGAUCCUUCUAAACAAAGAACAAGCCAAGACACAAUUCACAUCGAGACACCAGUUCGCCACCGGAGGCUGGGACCAAAUUACCACUCUAGUAAUGCUCACAAGCCUUCUGCUGAAACAGCUUGUGCUAGCGCCAAAAUGGUUUUGUGUGACCAAAGUUUGGAAAGUUCUAAUGGAGGGGACAGUCAAUCACAUGACCUAGCAGAUGAUAGCAGUAUCAGUUCCUAUCCAAGAUCUGUUACUUCAUCUCUGAUGGGAAACUAUAGUCCUCGGUCAUUACGGGAACGUAACCUAGUGCUUGAUGGUGGUACUGACCACUUGAGUGAAAACAUCACAAAUGUGAUACCACAUGAUGGUUCUGAAAAGUCCUUCAAAGAUGUCCUGCGUGAUAAUCUUGAGAAUGAUGACAUCGGUCUGAGCAAAGAUCUUAAGGGCAGUAGUGUUUUGCUGACACCCCCCUCAGAAGAGGACUCUCCCUCACUGCCUCACAGGUCAAUUCUCCGGCAAAGUUCUUCUGUUGAUGAUGACUAUGAUGAUGAUUAUGACUAUGAGGUGAAAUCGGAGAACUACCGGAAUUUGAACCUUCCUCUCAGAGACCUGGAUGUUGAUGAAUAUUCUGAUGCCUUCAGUCCGUUGUCUCGAAGAGACUGGAGUUCAGCUGAUGAGGACAGCAGGGAUUCGUUAUCUCCUCUCUCCCCAACCUUACUGUCUAGUCCUGACCAACUUCCACAUGCUUUAAGGCACAGGCUUCGAGAAUAUAAAAGUGCAUCACCAGAGUCAGGCAGAUCCGGCACCCAACUCGCAGACUGGACCAUGAACCCCGACCCCUGUAUGCGCAGCAGCAGCAAUGUGGUUCUUGAACGCUGUGAUAGCAUAGAUUCUUCGAUUGCAGAGAUAAUCACCAGCGCUCCUCAGGAGAUUGAAGAAAUACAAGCUCAAAGAUUCCAUGGCAUUGAAGAUGAACUGCAAGACCUGACCAGCGAAAUGGAUGAAUUGAUGUCAGGUUUGUCGAGCUUAAAAUCAAAGUGUGCUCGAGUGGAAAACAGCCCUGAUGAUGAUGACGACUUGCAGUUGGACAGCCCUACACAGGGCCAGUCACUCCUUUCAAGGCAGGCGUUCGAUGUGUUGCAGCGGGCCCGCAGCCGCUGGGAAAGAAGAGCUUCAAGCCUGACUCCAGAGUCUGGCAUUGAUGACUUUCAUUCCCAGACUUUAGAACCUGCCCUGUCAUUGGAUAUGGCUGGUGACAGACUAGAGGGUUAUUCACGUAACAAUGAAUCAAAUCUUUUAAGUUCUUCAUGCUUUAAAUACGUACCUUUCUCUGUUGACUCUGACAAUAAUUAUGAUCCAAACAGCGAUAUUCUUUAUCUUAAUAAUCAAAGACAAUACUCCAGUCAUGAGGACUGUAAAACAGACGAUUUUAACAAGAGUUUUCUAAGUUAA
Molecule: messenger RNA, 1791 nt
Organism: Acanthosepion pharaonis
Lineage: Eukaryota; Metazoa; Mollusca; Cephalopoda; Sepiida; Sepiidae
Source: the annotation of a GenBank genome assembly